Sinocyclocheilus anshuiensis is the source of this 1330-nucleotide messenger RNA. Its product is annotated as myelin protein zero-like protein 2. Gene Ontology annotation, biological process: cell-cell adhesion. The transcript is spliced from 4 exons. The record is from RefSeq and is a predicted model, not a curated record. Lineage: Eukaryota; Metazoa; Chordata; Actinopteri; Cypriniformes; Cyprinidae. Gene Ontology annotation, cellular component: plasma membrane. The coding region runs from base 45 to 638 and encodes 197 amino acids.
GUGUGUGUGUGUGUGUGUGAGAGAGUGUGUGAGAGAUCGGACUCAUGUGUGUGGAACGGGCUCAUCUGCUGCUGCUGCUGCUCGCCUCAGGCUGGCGGUGUGUGUCUGGGAUCCGUGUGUUCACGGCGGGGGAUGUGAAGGCCGUUAAUGGGACAGAUGUGCGUCUCAAAUGCACCUUCCAGAGUUCAGCUGCGAUCCGAGCGACGAGCGUCACAGUGUCCUGGAGUUUCAGACCGCUCGGCCCAGGACACGAGGAUAGGGUGUUUUAUUAUCACGAGAGGCCGUUUGCUCCUCUGGAGGGCCGCUUUAGGAAGAAGGUGGAGUGGGCUGGAGACAUCAGCGGCCGUGAUGCGUCUGUGGUUCUGCGAAGAGUGCCGUUCUCAUUUAACGGGACGUUCAGCUGUCAGGUGAAGAACCCGCCGGAUGUUCACGGGAACGUGGGUGUGGUGUGUCUGCAGGUCGUCAGCACAGCCUCGCUCUCUGAGAUCCUGAUUCUCUGUGUGGCCAUCGGAGGCACCAUUCUGCUGAUUCUGCUGCUGGUGAUGAUCGCGGCGUUGCUGCGCCGCUGUCACAGAUGGAGGAACCCAGAACCAAACCACACCGUCUUCCGACACGAGCACAACCUGAUCAGCUGCUGAGAACACACACACAACACUCUCACACACACACACUCACACACACUCACACACUCACACACUCCAGCAAAUCCAGCAAGACUGUCAGCAAUCGCACCAGCAGCUACUAAUCAAACAGGUUGAUGUGACUUUGAGAGUUUUCUGGAGUUGAUAUGCCUUCAUCUCAUUAGUCCUGCUGUUCAUCAAGCUUCAGGCUCUACCCGGUAACCAGCAGACCUUGGUUGCUAUGGUUAUAUCUCUCUCUAUUCGCUGUCCUGUAGCUCUCUUCACCUCUUUUUACACUGCUAUUGCAGAUGAUGAUGAUGAUGAUGAUGAUGAAGUGCAGGUAUGACUGAAUGAAGGCACUGCAGUGGCUGUGGUUUGAUGUCCUCGUGUGUCUAUAUCAACCAGAACCAUUCAUCUGAUAAUAUUGUCCAUCGGCCAAUAACUGUUUGAUGAUUAACAGUAAUAUUACCUCCAUACCUCAGUACCAAAAUCGACUGAUAGGUUUGUCAUUGGAUGAUCAAUGGGUGAAUCUCAUGAAAACAUGGUCACAUUAUAUUUCAUCCAAAAGAAACUAUAUGUAUAUUGCAUUAAAUAUCAAUAUAUUUUCAUGAUUAUUGAGCUGUUUUUCUGUUUACUGUAAUGCAUUUUAUUAAUACUCAUUACUUUCAAGAGUGAUUCUUUAUUGAAAUUUAUUUUUAUUACACACAAUU